This is a messenger RNA of Aspergillus wentii DTO 134E9, 1884 nucleotides long. Its product is annotated as guanine nucleotide exchange factor MON1. Gene Ontology annotation, biological process: protein targeting to vacuole; vesicle-mediated transport. The record is from RefSeq and is a predicted model, not a curated record. The transcript is spliced from 5 exons. Bases 1 to 1884 code for a protein of 627 amino acids. Gene Ontology annotation, cellular component: fungal-type vacuole membrane; Mon1-Ccz1 complex. NCBI's taxonomy places the organism in Eukaryota, Fungi, Ascomycota, Eurotiomycetes, Eurotiales, Aspergillaceae.
AUGGACUCAACUACACAAGCUCAGCCACAAGAUUUACACAAUGAGGAAGAGGAACAGACCCAUGAGGCUCUGGAGGCCUCAUUGCCUGCAGAGCCUGUCUCGAGUGAUAGAGAUCGCAGCGUGAGCCCUGAGGGGCCGCCGCCGCCGUUACCUCCGCGGCCAAAUACACUGGGGUUGUUAGAUGAAAGCCCAUCUUCUCGAACGAUACGGCAAACGCCACAGGCAAACCUACAAGCAAAAGCUACGACAGCUGUAUCCUUGACGGACAUUGGUUUUCAGCAAUUCCAGGAUGGAGCAAAGGAAAACUACCCUGUUCGAUCUGGAGGAUUGAAGGCUAAAGCCAGUCUCAGCCAACUGGCCAGCUCCAAAGCAAGUGAAACCGGUGAUUCCGCGAGCAUCAGGAGCUCGGUCCCCAACGCAGAACCGGGCGAGACUGAAAAUAUCUUUGGGGAUUUUAUUGCAACGGAUCCGGGGGUCAUUCAAGAGGAUAGCACUGGUCUUCUUCAGUUUCCAGAGUUCCACGCCGACAAUGUGGAUGAUGAUUUCACAGGCGAGUUUGAAUCAGUCGGGGAAGUUGAUGAAGAUGGAAAGAAUGAAGAACUGCUCCUCGAGAGAUGGAAGGCGAAACGAAAGCACUACCUCAUCAUAUCUGCUGCCGGAAAGCCUAUAUGGACGAGACAUGGGGAUGGUGGUUUGAUAUCAACUCAUGUUGGUGUCAUUCAGACUAUACUUUCAUUCUACGAAGAUGCAAAUGAUCACCUGAGCAGUUUCUCUGCUGGAGAUACCAAGUUUGUGAUCAUCACCCGAGGACCACUAUACUUGGUAGCUAUCAGUCAACUACUAGAGAGUGAUGAUCAGCUUAAGCUUCAACUUGAAGCCUUGUAUAUGCAGAUUCUAUCUACCUUGACUCUCCCGUCCCUCAGCCACCUGUUCUCCAUUCGGCCAUCUACUGAUCUGAAACGACCUCUGCAGGGGUCUGAAACCCUUCUGUCAACGUUGGCGGAUAGCUUUACCAAAGGAUCGCCUUCCACACUUCUAUCAGCAUUGGAAUGCCUAAAGAUCCGCAAAGCUCACCGUCAAACAAUCAACAAUGCACUGCUGAAAACCAAAGACAAGGCUCUGCUCUACGGACUGGUUGUAGCAGGUGGACGACUAGUCAGCGUUGUGCGACCAAAGAAGCAUUCUCUACACCCCGGUGAUCUACAGCUGAUCUUCAAUAUGAUCUUUGAAGCUGACGGUGUCAAGGCCGGUGGUGGUGAAAGUUGGAUUCCAGUGUGUCUGCCCGGGUUCAACAGCAGCGGGUAUCUGUAUAUGUACGUCAGCUUCCUUGACAUUCGAGAAGAUGUCGACGAUGCCGCGGAGAAUGCGACAAAGGAAGAGUCAGUUGCUAUCAUUUUGAUAAGUGCGAACAAGGAAAGCUUUUUUGAAUUACAAGAAAUGCGCAACGCUUUUGUCGAGCAAAUGGAAAAGAACGAUAGUAUAAAUGUUAUCAGAGCUGCAAUAAACAAAGGCAGAUCCACAACCACCGAUAUCGUCCCCGGGACGGUUCUGCACCAUUUCCUAUACAAAUCACGAGCCAAUGUGCAGUUUACCAUGUCCUCUUUGGACCCCGAGUUCUCCUCAAUAUCUCGACGUCGAAGACUAAUGUCAACCUACAAUAACCUCCAUGCAAGUAUUCACGCCAAACACACCCAUGUCAAAAUCCACCACUGCGUCUCUCAGUCCGCAAGCUCCUUUGCGUGGGUGACGCCUUUAUUUGAGCUAUAUUGCGUCGCUGGUCCGAACGCAAACCGAAAUGCCCUUGCGCAGAGCGCGACUAAAAUUGUCGAGUGGGUGAACCGAGAGGAGGAAAGGCUGUUCAUCAUUGAUGGUGCAGUUUUCUGA